AUGCAUUACAUCGUGGCCAUCUCUCUGCUGCUCCAGGUUUCGAUGGGCUUGGAGCAGGGCAACAACAUGCCCGACAUAGUAGCACCCGGAAGGGCAGACAGAAUGUUCGUGAAGCGCGCUGGGAAGGAUUACGGCAAACAGACUGCCCCAGCCGCCGGUAUCCAGAAUCCAAGCAGAAUCGUGUACGUCGGGCCCACCAAGGGCAACGAGUUGGAGAAAGCACACAACCGACAGGCAUCUGGGUGCUCUGCUGGAGGCAAAAGCCCUUGUGGCGAGUUCCCCUUCAGCCAGAAGUUCAGCGACAAGACAGCAGGUCCGGGUGAAUACGAUUGUGAUGAAUGGCCACCUGCAAUGUCUCAGCAGUUACCAUUCGGCGAUCCGAACCGACUGGCGCCAAACAGUCUACGCUGCAUGGUAGCUGACGAGAAUCAAGACAUCGGUCGCAAGCUGGGUCGCAUUGUAACAAGCAACGGUAUGGUCCGCGACGACUUCUUCGACGUGGACUUUGACAUCACUGGUGCUGAUCAGAGCAAACUCGCAUUCUGUCAGCCAAACCCAAACCCAAGAGGUGUCUGCGGUUCCGACGGCCUGCAAUUCGAGCUCAUGGAGAAGACGUUCGCUUCCGGCAAGCUCAGCAGUUACUACAACCGCAAUGGCGACGACAACAAGUACAUAUUGACCGACACUGCCUACGCGGAGCUGUACCAAUGCGGCGUCGAAUUCACUCGCGACGGCGAUGCGACGAUCAAGGACAUCAAGCUUAGUGACUGGGAGAACAAGGAAUCGACGCCAGCUCAGUGCAACUUGCCCAACAACAACGACUCGUGCGACCUACAGGGUCUCCCCAACGACCUACGAGUAAAGCGCACCGGCAACUUUGGUACCAAGCUGGAAUUUGAGUACUCGCCAGUCCAAAAGGGCGUCAACUACUUCGAUUGGGACUCGGAUAUGAAGGGCAACGGUCGUGGUCCAUGGACUGGGAACGAUGAUACGGACCCGACUGCGCAACCCUUGCGCUUCUGCAAGGUUGUUCAUGGCAGUGCACCGAAUACGCAGAGCUUCAACUGCUGGUUCCCUUGCUACAAGAAUGCGGACGGUAAACCCUAG
Messenger RNA from Alternaria infectoria, 1107 nucleotides. RefSeq lists its product as uncharacterized. Bases 1 to 1107 code for a protein of 368 amino acids. The transcript is spliced from 2 exons. Lineage: Eukaryota; Fungi; Ascomycota; Dothideomycetes; Pleosporales; Pleosporaceae. The record is from RefSeq and is a predicted model, not a curated record.